Rattus norvegicus (Norway rat) is the source of this 4157-nucleotide messenger RNA. The record is from RefSeq and is a predicted model, not a curated record. NCBI's taxonomy places the organism in Eukaryota, Metazoa, Chordata, Mammalia, Rodentia, Muridae.
GGUUCUGCCACAGGGUCUCAAACAGGAAAAUGGUAUCCAAUAUGGCUUCCCGUGCACCUGACGUCCACGACUCUUCCCCAUUCGGGUACUUGCUAUCCAGGACUGCCGCCCACACGGAUACACUACUGGGCCAAAUGGUUAUUGUGACAUUUUCAGGAAGCACAGAUGUUCAUACUCCAUCCACAGCAAAGAAUCCUGGAUUUACUCAGACCUCUUCGUGCAAGUUGGAAUUCCAUGCUUGUUCUACAGGCAAAAGCCUCAGCUCCCUCUGCGAUGGGCCCUGUCCGUGUCUGCCUGAGCCCGAGCCAGAGCCACAGAAGCCCAAGGCAGAAAAGAGUGCCUGCACAGACAAGGAGCUGCGGAACCUUGCUUCCCGGCUGAAGGACUGGUUCGGGGCUCUUCACGAGGAUGCCAACAGAGUCAUCAAGCCUACCAGCUCUGACACAACCCAAGGAAGGUUUGACACCAGCAUCCUGCCCAUUUGCAAGGACUCCUUGGGCUGGAUGUUCAACAAGCUGGACAUGAACUAUGACCUCUUGCUGGACCACUCGGAGAUCAAUGCCAUCUACCUAGACAAAUAUGAGCCCUGUAUCAAACCUCUCUUCAACUCGUGUGACUCCUUCAAGGACGGCAAACUCUCCAACAACGAGUGGUGUUACUGCUUCCAGAAGCCAGGAGGCCUCCCUUGCCAGAACGAAAUGAACAGAAUUCAGAAGCUGAGCAAGGGGAAAAGCCUAUUGGGGGCAUUCAUACCUCGGUGUAACGAGGAAGGCUACUACAAAGCCACACAGUGCCACGGCAGCACGGGGCAGUGCUGGUGCGUGGAUAAAUAUGGGAACGAGCUGGCUGGCUCCAGGAAACAGGGCACUGUAAGCUGUGAAGAGGAGCAGGAAACCUCCGGGGACUUCGGCAGCGGAGGCUCCGUGGUUCUGCUGGAUGACCUAGACGACGAGAGGGAGCUGGGACCAAAGGACAAAGAGGGGAAGCUGAGGGUGCACACCCGGGCCGUGAGGGAAGAUGAUGAGGAUGAGGAUGACGACAAAGAAGACGAGGUCGGGUACAUAUGGUAGCGCCCACGAGGAAGAGGACACGCUUUUGACACAGAUCUGCAAGUCGUUUCCUUUGCCUGCGUUGUAUCUAAGACUCCGAGGCACCGGGGUCUUUUCUCCCCUGUUGCUCUCUGUACCGGCCUGAGGUUUGGGAGACCCUCUUCCCAGAGCGUCUGAAUUUGCAUACAGUUGUGUGGGAGAAAGGAUGCUAUUUUUUGUUCCUUGUUUCUUUGUUUUCAUUGGAUGAGAGGAUGGCUGGCUUAAUUAAAGCCUCCUUCUCUCCCCGCGAGGUUUUCGCAACUAGCAUGUGAUUUAUGUGAAUUCCAACAGUGCGGGGAGCCCCACCCUCUCAAGCGUCAAAGACCCUCUCUGAUUACCCACAUCGGUGGUUCUUACAGCAUGGUUCCCAGCCUUCUGAUGUCUACGUGCUUUUCUUGUGUCCUGUAGAUGUUGUGGAAAACGUACCAGGCUGUUCCCUUUCCCUCCCACUUCCACCACCUCUGGUGUUUAUUAUUAAAAAUUAAUUUUCAUGUCACUGUAUCUGGCUUCCUACAAAUGACAGCCUUAAUUCAGUCCAGGUCCCUUUGGAGAACUCAUUUCCUUUCAUAAAAGUUAAGAUCUCGAUGCUCCCCCUGCCCAUGCACAGAUAGGUGACUGCGUGCAUGGCUUGCAUACACACCUCUCAGCCGAGUGUCUGGUUAUACACGGAAAACACCUUAGAUAAACAAUGGCUUUGAGUCAGCAGCUCCAGACCCAGGACACAAACCGGGAUACCAAACUGCUCUUGGAGUCCGGUUUGCACCGACUCUUGGCACGUGUAGCUUGCAGCCUGGGGAAGCCUCGGUUUGCCUAAGUUGUUUUUACCCACAGAAGCCAUGCAACUCCCACAAGCCAUUUCCUCACCUCCUCUCAAAGCUCCCCUCAGGAUACAGUGUAUCCACCUGCGGCAGCUUCCUUCCCUGUCCACCCAAGGGCUUUUUCCUACGUGUUCCCCAUGGAGCCCCAGCUCCCCAAGGAGACAGCAUCGUUAUAAUGUUUAGAAGAAGAUUUAGGGUUCCUCAUUGUUUUCUCUUGUCCCCUUUCUAUCCACACAUCAUGACCAGGGUACAGAGGCUCUAAAGAUUUCUCUUCAUCCCCCAUUGUUUAAUAGGAGCCCCCAGUAGAAGCCUAGAAAGAGAUUCCCAGUAGCACAAGAGGCUAGUCAGCUAGUCAGCAGCUAUCUCUCCCACACACAUACUACUGAAGAAAUUUUACUGUUUGUUCCCUGAGCUCGUAAUUGGCGUCAAGUUUCAGUAAUGAUAUCAUCUCACUAUUUUUCAGAUUUCUUUCCCACAAGUACCAAAGAGUAGUCUUCAGUACAGCCUCAUUCAGGUCAGGGCCAGUCCCUAAGCUCUGCCUGCUUGCUUCCUAACUAGCUAGUUGUCCUAACCAGCCACAGCCUGCCAGACACUCUCUUCUCCAUUGUCCUUGCCUUCCCCCAUGAGUUCUAGCCAGUCCACAAGACAGAUCCAUCAACUCAGGCAAAAAGCGUAUAGGUUAAACUGAGACCACAGGGGCAGUGCCGGCCUCCCACCCCAGACUGGCUUUCUGUAUCAGAAGCUGCCUUCAAUCAUUACCAUUUCCUUCCUUGAACAGGAUGGGCAAAGUGACAUCAGGCCUCGUGGGAAAGGAAUAUUCAUGGUGCCCUUCACCCAGUCUGUUAUACCACAGAGCCAGGGUGCUGACACUGUGUGCUUCCUCCUUGUGGAGAUGUGAACCCGCUCAGCUUUAGGAUCUCAACGCCAUUCUCCCCCUCCCCCCCAGUUUGUUUGUUUUUUCUUUCUUCCCACUCUCAAAACUGAUGUAAUUUAAAAAACAGGUGCUUAAUCGCAGCUACAUUGUAACAGAAUACAUUAAAAAGACAUAUUAGAAAUCUCCGUGCAGGCCAUCCACAUAAACCAUUGUUUCCUUUGAGCUUGGGGGACAAAAAAAAAAAUGCACCAGAGAACAAAUUAACAAUCGGCAAAUUGAUUUCUCUUUGAGAAACUUCUAGGAACCCAAUGAGCCACUUACUUUGUCUAAUUAUCUUAUGACAAGUGUCACAUUAAGAUGACACUUAGAAGUCCUUAACAUUAUCUUAAUGGUGAAGAAGAGGGCUCAGUAGGCAAUUCCCAGGAAGGUAAUAAGAUGUCAUUUUCAGAGACGUUCCAAGAAGAUGUUUUGAUUCAUUAAAAUAUUAAAUCAAAAGCCCUCCUACGUCCGGAGCCCACAUCAGCAAGGCAGCCGGUGCCGCUUCUCAUGCCCCGCUCUGGGUUUUAAAUAUGACUAUUUACAGUGGUACUUAAGUUAGACCUUUGUUACGUCCUCCUGAGAAACAGUACUUCCGCUGGCCUCUUUUUGGAAGGAGCCUUUCAUUCUAAUAAUCAGGUGAGCAUAUGAGACUUUUUAAGCAUAUGAGGCUGUGAUGACAAACCGCUUGUUUAGGUAGGUCAUUUGUUGAGUCCUUAGUUUUAGAAAACCUUCAGUUGGUCCUGUUACUCUAAUCCUACAAACGGUUACUUACUACCAUUGCUGUGACAUCCAAUUCAAACCCAGAAUUCUCUUCCACCAGGGUUCAUUGUCUGCCACAUUAAUGUCUCUACAGAUCUUGUCAGCAUGAGGAUGGCUUCAUGGCUUUCUCUCGGUCCCUCCUUUAUGCCCACGUCCCUAAGUACACAGGAAAUGAUUUGUCUGUCCAGGUCUGUCCUCUGAUUGUCCCACAAUGCCAUUGACAUUGGCUUUGGUUUGGUUUUAUCUUGACCACACUGUACAGUAACAUCCAAGAGCCCUCUCUACAGUGGGUAGUUUGGUCUUUUUACACCUUUUCUCAGUCACUGAUGUUUGUCCCUGUUUAAUGUGUAGCCUUGUAAAAAAAAAAAAAAAAAAAAAAAGGCCAUCAAAUUCAGAGUGUCAGUCUGUUGUCCCUAUCGUAGGUGAAAUAGUGACGUAGAAAAAUCUAGUAUUCUGAAUGCUUUUCCAUGUAGACUUUUCUGGAAUGUGAACACGGCUCUUUGGUUAAUAGCAAGCGCUUCCCUGUAGUCCUGAGUAGGCGCAGUUCUGUCUGUCUCAAUAAAUUUUACUUUCUCCGCA